AUGGCGAGGACGGUACAGAAGCUGCAGCUCCUUGCAGGAACUGCAAUGGCCUCGUCUUUGGCAGUGCCUAUUGUGUAUGCAGUAGGAAACGCAGAGGAUAAGAUGAAAAUUAUAGACCUUCCAAUAUAUGAUCCACUGCCAGCCAAAGAAAAAUACGAGUUUGUACCAAGUGAACCAAAUACAUUGGAAAAGGGCAUUGGAUCAGUUCGCAAAUUUGUUAUAGAAUACAAAGAAUCCAUUGAGGGUGUUGUUGAUAAAGUCACCCACAAAUGGGAAGUGUCCAAGGCCCACACAAUGAGUUUAAUUGAUUAUAUCCAAAAUGAUCCCAAUGUCUUACCACGUCUCGGAGUUAUCACAGUUGCUGGUUUGGGAGGAGUUGUGGCUGGAUAUAAACGUGGUUUUGGCAGGAAGUUGACCUACAGUGCCAUUGGUCUAACAUCUGCUGCUUGCUUGUGUUACCCAAAUGAAGUUUCAAAGGCUACUAAAUUUUCUGCUGGAGUUGUAGCCAACCAAAGCAAAAAGUUGUGGCAUUCAAUCACGACCCCAAGUGUUGCUGAACCAGAAUUACCAAAAACUGAAGAAAAGCCAGUUUCUGACCCCGUGAAAAAAGUAACACUCAAGCCACAAGCCGAUCCACCGAAAGACUUUGGUCAAAGUUCCAAAGAGGAUGAUGAUCUCUAUACCACCCGAGGCUGA
Molecule: messenger RNA, 696 nt
Organism: Acanthosepion pharaonis
Lineage: Eukaryota; Metazoa; Mollusca; Cephalopoda; Sepiida; Sepiidae
Source: the annotation of a GenBank genome assembly